AUGAUUUCAACAAUCGGCACAACAACAAUUCAAGCCGCGAACGGCGGGACUCUGUCCACAACAACUUCACCAAACUCGUUAGUCAUGAAUCCAACAUCUAUGUUAGUAGAGAUGGAAAGCUUCAUUCCUUCUUCAUUUACUUUCGAAACAGAAAUCCAGAAGAUAAAGCAAGAACUUUUAACAAAUAAUUUAGACUGUAGUGCGAAAGAUGAAACAAAUGAACAGUAUCUUUAUGAAAUGCAGGACAUUAUUGACCAUUUACCCAAAUUGCCUGAAAUUCAGCAUCAAAAACUAACUAUUCCUGAAUUCGACGAAAUUGAAGUCAAAGCAACUGACUCAGUAGAAAUAAAGAAGUUCAUACGUAAAGUAAAUUAUGAAUUCCUUGGUUUUCAUUGCAACCAUAAGGUUAUGGACAAAGAUUGCGACAUGGUAUAUAAGAAUGUUUCUGACAUAUAUAAAUCUGAAGAAUUUAAG
This is a messenger RNA of Trichomonas vaginalis G3, 474 nucleotides long. Its product is annotated as organellar and viral DNA polymerase type B. The transcript has a single exon. The record is from RefSeq and is a predicted model, not a curated record. NCBI's taxonomy places the organism in Eukaryota, Parabasalia, Trichomonadida, Trichomonadidae. The annotation marks the transcript as partial.